Messenger RNA from Penicillium samsonianum, 525 nucleotides. RefSeq names its product Alb1 domain-containing protein. The transcript is spliced from 3 exons. Lineage: Eukaryota; Fungi; Ascomycota; Eurotiomycetes; Eurotiales; Aspergillaceae. Gene Ontology annotation, biological process: ribosomal large subunit export from nucleus. Gene Ontology annotation, cellular component: preribosome, large subunit precursor; nucleolus. The record is from RefSeq and is a predicted model, not a curated record. The coding region runs from base 1 to 525 and encodes 174 amino acids.
AUGGCGAAGAGCACAAACGGGUCCCAGCGUUCCCGUGCAGCACGGAGGGCAGCGUCCCCGAGUCUCGACCUUGACAAGUCGGUGACUUCGCUUCCCCGAGCGGAAUCUCCUACCACAACAAGGCCUUCGGUUCUGGCUGACCGUGCCACUUCCGGUAUCCAGAAAAAGCAGAAGAAAAACGACAAGGUUUCAAGGGCUCAGCGAUUAAGGCAACAAAAGGGAAUGGACCGAGCUGAGGCCGUGAUGGAUCAAUUGGAAAUCAAGAAGGCUAAAAGUCUGGCUCGCGGCAGGACCGUCAACUCCCGAAGAGCUGAUUGGGAGGAUACCAACCGCAAAACCUUGGCCUUCAACGCUCUUCAACAAGCUGACGACGACGAGGAUGACGAGGAUGACGAUGCGAUGGCCGAAGAUUCUGCACCUGCCAAGAUUGCUGUUGCAAAGAACGUCUUUCAAAUCGCAACUGAAGGCUCCAAUCCCGCAACUAACGACUCUACGACUGUCGAUGAAACCGACGAGAUCACCUGA